Messenger RNA from Xenopus laevis (African clawed frog), 5089 nucleotides. It is a transcript of the gene rras.S, whose product is annotated as ras-related protein R-Ras2. The transcript is spliced from 6 exons. NCBI's taxonomy places the organism in Eukaryota, Metazoa, Chordata, Amphibia, Anura, Pipidae. Bases 16 to 744 code for a protein of 242 amino acids. The record is from RefSeq and is a predicted model, not a curated record.
AGCUCAUUAGCAUGAAUGAGUAACUCCCCAGGAGGAGCCCAGGGAAAAGGCACAGCAGCAGCCAUAUUAGCAGCGACUGACUCCCUGGAAAGUUUGCAGUUUGCUGCGCUGUGCGUCUUUGUAGCAGCGACUAUGAGUUCCAAGGAGCCCGCAUCCGCCCCGGUGGAGAAGUACAAGUUGGUGGUGGUUGGGGGAGGAGGUGUGGGCAAAAGUGCCCUGACUAUCCAGUUCAUCCAGUCCUAUUUUGUUUCGGAUUAUGACCCGACCAUUGAAGAUUCUUAUACAAAAAUUUGUUCAAUCGAUGGAAAGCAAACAAGGCUUGACAUUUUGGACACAGCCGGACAAGAAGAGUUUGGAGCAAUGAGGGAACAGUACAUGCGGACAGGAGAGGGUUUUCUCUUGAUCUUUGCAAUCAAUGACAGAGGAAGCUUUAAUGAAAUGAGCAAGUUUCACACUCAGAUUCUCCGUGUCAAAGACAGAGAUGAGUUUCCCAUGAUUCUGGUCGGCAAUAAAGCAGAUCUGGACCUGCAGAGACAGGUAACCAAAGAGGAAGCGCUCAGCUUUGCACGGGAAAAUCGAAUUCCUUAUAUGGAGGCCUCUGCUAAAAUCCGACUAAAUGUGGAUGAGUCUUUCCAUGAACUCGUCAGAGCGAUCAGGAAAUUUCAAGAGCUGGAGUGCCCUCCCACCCCUGCAGUCAAUCCGAAGAAAAAGGAUUCCAAAAGUUGCCCUUGUGUCAUCCUGUAACUCUAUAUUGCGGGGAACGCUGAGGGUCGGCACAGGAGUACCAGUGGAGGGGAUUCGGACAACUCGAGGAAUACAAGGCAUUGCUCUUGCAGCCAAGCUCUACAUAAACGGUCCACUUCAGCCAACGCAUCACGGCAGACCUGGAAUCUACAUCAAAGUGCCAAAUUCUUUAUUCUCGCCAUCACGCAGCAGUCACACCUGCUGGCCCAGCCAACGGAGCUGAUGGCCUCCUCUGACGACUGAGCGGCCCCCACCCCCAUGUUUAUAGAGGGGUGGAGCUUUCUUUGCUACUUAAGAGAAGAGGCAGUUUGCACACACACUCCCUUCCGUUGUGCUGAUGCUUUUAUGUUUCUCUAUACUGGGAUCUGCAUGUAAAUAUAUAUUCUGUAUAUAUAUUUUAUAUAUAUUUUUUAUGUUCUCAUAUAUUAGUACUCUGUGAGCUGAUUGUAAGCAGGACGGUGCAGUUUGGAAAGUCUUACCUUGGGACUGUUUUUUGUUUUUUUUUUAAGCUCAGGUGUCGUCAAACUGUUGUGCACUACAGUUCCCAGGAUGCAUCUGGGUAGGAACACUGGGAGUCUGUAGUUCACAGCAACUGAAGGCAGGGCUGUCUUUGGCUGUAUGUCCCAUCAACACUAAACCAGUAGGACAGAUGCAUUCCUGUCACCAUCUUGCCCUUCCAUUCCUAUUUACGACUAUUCCUUAACUGGGCUCCACAACAUACAGGACCUCAGGCCAACAUGUUUUGAUUUUGAUUCCCUGCUUUGGCUAAACCAGCAAAACUCCAUUUACUUCCCAUUAUGACAUUUCCUGAACUAGUACUAUUAGGUGCAAACCUACUAGCGUUGGCAAAAUAUUAAAUCAGUGCCUCUGCCAUUUUUAACAGUAUAAGGGAAAUGACAGGGCCUUGAGCACCCAUUUACACCAGAUCAGUUUAGAAACAGGAAGCUCCUGUUGUCAUAGAGACAUUCUACUGCAGCAGUGCAUCAUGGGAACCCUCUCCCAGACAUCUUGUUUUAUAUUAUGAAGGGUGCUGUCUGGGAAAGAAUUAGGUCAUACAAUGUCCGUUUUCCACCUAAUUCUGUUGUAGCAGCUCCUCCUGAGAUAUUGGCCUAAAAAUUCCCCAGGCAACAGUCACAUUUGCUCAUCUGUUUGUUUGCUAGGCUUGUGGUCAAUAUAUUUAAAAAAAUAAGUAAAGUCAUUUGCUCACGACAGACCUUCCUCUUCCUUAUACAGUCAGUAUAUUAUUAAAGUAGCUUAAAACUCUGAAAAGAAUAACACAAAACAUGGAAACCUGUUUGAAGGUUAAAAAAAUAGAACCAAAGAACAUUUCCGUGAUUACUAUACCGGUGCUAAAACUGUAGCGUAACCAGACACUCCUUGCUUAUUACUCCCCAAUAUCGUUCAACAGCACAGUCUGUUGGGCAAAAUGAGAGGAAGCAGUCUGGGCUAUACAGCUGGUAGUAUGGCAGCCACUUGUGUAUAAAUACGAUUUUGCCAUGGUUUCAAAAAAGCAAAUAGAUUUUUUUUUAUUUUAUUUAAUUUUGAAAUCUAUCAUGGGUCUAGACAUAUUGUUAGUUUCUCAGGUACCCUCAAUCGUGUGACUUGUGCUCUGUUGCACUGCAAGUUGGAGUGAUAUCACCCUCCAGCCCCACCCCAGAAUAUUGGGAAGGUAACCAAAUAACAGUGACACAAGAUAACAGCUUCCUGAUCGAUAUGAGUUUAAACUUCAUAGUAAAAAUCCCACCAGUUACAUAGAGUAGGAGAAACAAUAGCUUAUCUGAAAGCAGUUCUGUUGUAAAGUGCUGGCUCUAAAAGCACAAAAUCAAGCGCAAUGACACCAAUAUUACAGCUAUCAAAAUACACUUGUUGUUUCAGGAAUAACAUGUUAUAUGGUAGAGUGAAUUAUUUAUAAUAUAAACAAUGUAUUUUAGAAAUAAAAACUACACCAUAAAAAUCAUGAGAGAAUCCCUUUAAGAAAAGAAAACGUAGAACACAGGGGUUGUUUUAUCAUUAAAUAUGGAGUCUGCUGAAGCCUUUAUAAAGCCAAGGGUGAGGCUGGUAGCACUGUUCUGUUAAUUGCAUUGUAGCUUCCAGUCUCUUUCAGCCCAAUUAGCCUCAUCAGGUUCUAACAUGUACUGACAUAUGAAUUCAGCUCUUUCUGAACUAUAAUCCUCAACCUUGUAGGGCAUCCCGUGACCAAAAGCAAGAGAAUUCUAUAUGAAUACAUAUAUUUACACAGCGCAUGUCGUACUGCAUUUCUGUUUAUAACUAGAUCAUAGGAAUGUAAUUAUCCACUUUAAAGGAAAAGUAAUUGACUGUGCAUAAACAUUGGCUGAGAUCAAAGGCAGACCAGCUGUUUCCUGUAAUGUGUCCUGUUUAUUCAUUGGUAGAAUUUACCAAGAGGCACAAACCUGUGUGUUUUUAUUCCUGCCAUAUAGUUCCUUGGCCACCGCCAAAUUCUUUACAGGCUUGAACGUCUGUGUUCAAAGGCUGCUGUCGCUUGUUCAUACAAUUUAUUUGUUAUUAAAAACUGUGCUGUUUUGAGAAGGAGAUCAGAGAAUUCUCCAUAUCUUCGUAAAGCUGAAAGGAAAACUUUGCAUGUAAACUGUUUUGUUGGCUGGUUUUCAUGCCUUUGGUAAAAUGUACCAUCCCUAUAUUUAGGGUGUACCAUCUUUAUAAGUGACCAGUCUCCAGUGUUUUUCUCCUCUUUACAGUAGCCAUAUAAAGAGGCACAGGAGCAUAGUGCAAGAAUGCAACGAAUUGCACCUACAUUGCCAACUACUGAUGGCUACAUGUUGUGGCCCUUUGACUCAACUUGCGGUUUUAUCAGCCGUUGACAUCAGUCCCUGGCACAAAUAUGCCCAGUGUUGGUAAAUGAUCCUUAAUGUCUCAGGCCAGCAGGACACAGCCUUUCUUUCUACUCCCCAUAGCCCUCCCAUUGUGUUAUAAUUCUCUUUUACAAGAAGCAGCAUACUGGUCACUGGGGCAGUGUUAAAGGGCACCAGCAAUAUUACCAGGGCUAGAAGGUUUACUGUAAAAUUACAUAACACUAAAAGGGCUCUUACACACAGUCUAUUCACAUGCCCACUGAACACAUAAAAUGCUUAUAUAUAUUGUCUUAUCUAUGUACCUUUGUUAAUGCAAGUAAGUGCAUUUUUGUGUGUUCCUCUAUUUUAUAUGCUGCACAGGCAUCAACGAGUUGAGAAUACACUGUAAAAAAUACAGUGGAAUGCUACUCUGCAGAUAUGACUGCUUGUGAGUUGAACCAAGCAGAAUAAAACUGACUGCGUUUGCUUGUUCAAGUGCUCUUAAAGUCACGUCUCAAACACACAAAAAUAAUAAUGCCAGUGUAUAAGGGCCCUAAUGUAAAUAGGAUUCUACAAAAAAAAAACAAUAUGAAUGUGCCUUUAAUUCUUCAGAAUUUAAGUAUCUUUUAUGCCUCUGUAAGGCGCCAUUUUAUAUUUAAAGGGGUAGCUCACCUUAAAAUGAACUUUGUAUGAAUGAAGAAAGUGGUUCGUUUGUAAUUAGUCUUAAUUUUUAAAAUGCUUACAUAUUUCUACAACCAGCUAUCUGGUUGCUAGGGCUUAAUUACCUGACUAAACAGGCAGCAGUAUGGGAUUCAGAAUGGAAGAUGAUUAGGAGAUGAUUUGCAAUGAAAUAUUAAGGAAUAAAAUGGACUCCACAUUAAAUGUUUUUUUUUUUUGGUUGCUGACGUCAAUGCUCUCUUCUGUCAUUUGCAGGCUGGAAAUAGGUAGGGUAGGAAGGCUAAUGCUUCAAAGGCAAUACAGGUGAAACCUAUUAUACAGAAAGCUCCAAAUUACAGAAAGUCUGUCUCCCAUAUAAUCAAAUAAUCCUAAUUUUUUUAAAAAAUGUCCUUUUUCUCUGUAAUAAUAAAACAGUACAUUGUACUUGAUCCAAACUAAGAUAUAAUGAAUCCUUAUUGGAAGCAAAACCAGUUUAUUGGGGUUCUUUAAGGUUUAAAUUAUUUUCCAAUAGACUUAAGGUAUGAAGAUCCAAAUUACAGAAAGAUCCAUUAUCCAGAAAACCCAAGGUCCCAAGCAUUCUGAAUAACAGGUUCCAUAUCUGUACAAACUAAAUAAUGAAGACUAAUUGAAAAGUUGCUUAGAAGAGAGGUUUAUUUAAAGGUGAACAUCCCCUUUAAACUGCAGUUUCUGGUUUUAUGGAAAACGGAUAACACCAUAAUUUGGAGGAUUUUCGAGAAGAAAUGUUUUAUUUUGUAUUGUUAAAAGAACUAUUUGCUUAUGGUACUAUGCUCACAUCUAUUAUCAUUCAAGUGAAAAUCACUGCACAAUUGUAGGAAAUAAAAUAAAAAAAUGUUUUUGCA